Messenger RNA from Suillus subalutaceus, 303 nucleotides. RefSeq lists its product as uncharacterized. Lineage: Eukaryota; Fungi; Basidiomycota; Agaricomycetes; Boletales; Suillaceae. The record is from RefSeq and is a predicted model, not a curated record. The transcript has 3 exons. Gene Ontology annotation, molecular function: CoA-ligase activity. Gene Ontology annotation, biological process: secondary metabolic process. Bases 1 to 303 code for a protein of 100 amino acids.
AUGCUAUCAAAGUGGGACAUCGACUUAUUUUUUGACAGUAUCCCGAAAUACCGUAUCACAACGGUAGGCCUCGUCCCAUCACUUGUACACCAGGUGGUUCACCAUCCCCGCUUCGAAACUGCCGAUUUGAGUUCGAUUAAAGGCAUGGGCAGUGGCGCUGCAUAUCUUCCACCCCAGCUCGCCGCCAAGCUUUUUGCCCGCUUCCCAGACAUGGAAAGAAUUACCGAAGGUUAUGGUUUGUCCGAAUUCGUAGGUGAGCAUCCAUUACUCAUUUCAACCCCCAACCCCACUGCCCGAGGGUAG